Messenger RNA from Kickxella alabastrina, 756 nucleotides. RefSeq lists its product as uncharacterized. The record is from RefSeq and is a predicted model, not a curated record. Bases 121 to 756 code for a protein of 211 amino acids. Lineage: Eukaryota; Fungi; Kickxellomycota; Kickxellomycetes; Kickxellales; Kickxellaceae. The transcript is spliced from 3 exons.
GAAAUUAUUUACCAUUAAAGUCCAAAAUUUUAAAAAUAAUGACUUUAGUAAUGAUACUGUCUGCAGUGUGGUUUAUCGCAAUCUUCAGGGCAAUGGCACGUGCCUUUGGUUAACACGGCCAUGACCAACUGCAAGGCAUUCGGAUUUUGGAUGCGCAUCCUUUUGGGCAUAUGUGGUGUAUUUUCUCUAAUGAAUUGGGGCGUAUGGGCUGUACCGCAUUUUUUGUCUUUGUCUUCCGUACUACAGCCUAGGGCUAUAUCUUCCGUUCUGUGUAUACCUGUUGUUUGUGAUUGCUUUUGGAGUUGUUGGUCAAGUACUCCCGGACAGAGGCACAACUCAGUAUAUAUCCCCAUCGACAUGUGCAACGUUUAUUCAGGAUUCCAAACAGCAAUGUACAUGUUUUUAUGCGUCACCGUGUCUAUUGUGGUGGUGGUUCACUGGAUGAUUCGCAACAUCAAGAGCUCGUUCAACGAGAGCCGCGAAAUGGUGGCUACUUGCGCUAUAAUACUUGCCAACCUUAUAUUUGCAACCAUCAUGGUCUAUGCGCCCCUCAAAAAUCCUCAUGUUGGUGUCAAUGCAAUGUGGUGGCUUGUCAUGGCCGUGCCUAUGUACAACUGCAUAUUCAACAAGCAGCGCUAUCUAGAAUUUUGGGUUACCAAGCUGCGCAACGAUGGCCUGCAGAGGGAGUACGAUGUGGGUUUAGAUGCCAUUGCCGCUGCCACCACUACCAACCCCGAGCAGAAUUUACAGCAGUAG